GCCUUGCAGUCGUGUUUAGAUUUUCAAUUAAGUCCAACCAUUCCUUGGACUCAAAGCUACACUGAUCUGACUUUACCACAUCAUCGUUCAGGCUGGCUGCAACGAACCAGUUGUUAUCUGGCUGGCAGGUUUGCACAUCCCCGAAACAUACCUGGCAGCUUUAGUGCAAAUGGCAUGUCGGAAAAACGCUUGGCCAUUAGAUCGGUCUCUAACUUAUACAGCAGUUUCAAACUUUCGAGAUGCUGCUGAAGUGGAGGAGAGACCAGAUCAGGGUUGCUAUGUGCAAGGGUUGUAUCUAGAAGGUGCGUGCUGGGACUCAGAAGGGCAUUGCUUAAAACGUUCACAUCCGAAAGUACUAAUCGAAGAACUGCCAGUGCUCACUGUGAUACCAAUAGAGGCUCAUCGAUUGAAAUUACAGAACACGUUGAAAACGCCAGUAUACACGACGUCGAACAGACGCAAUGCUAUGGGUGUUGGUUUGGUCUUUGAAGCAGACCUGGCAACUACAGAGCAUAUUUCACAUUGGGUACUGCAGGGUGUAUGUCUACUGCUGAACUCAGAUUGACAAUCUCGUGAUUAAGUUUUCUUUAGAGGAGUUCGUCUGUACAUAUGCAAAUAUUAAAUCUCAGAGACGGAGAGAAUUUAUUUUUACCUAAAUGCAUGUGGGAAAUGUAUCGCAUGAAUCUUUUACAUGUAAGUAUCCGUUCCAUUUAAGCCGCAAGAAGAAAUGCCGCACAUACUUGCUUAGAAUCAGUAAGUCAUAAUAUUCUUUAUACAGUUUUCGAAUCUGUGUUAUUAACUGAGCACAAAGUUUUAUGCUUUUUUCGUUUUCAAGUACUGCAAACUAAUC
Messenger RNA from Neodiprion fabricii, 850 nucleotides. Its product is annotated as dynein axonemal heavy chain 10-like. Bases 170 to 565 code for a protein of 131 amino acids. Gene Ontology annotation, biological process: microtubule-based movement. Lineage: Eukaryota; Metazoa; Arthropoda; Insecta; Hymenoptera; Diprionidae. The record is from RefSeq and is a predicted model, not a curated record. The transcript is spliced from 3 exons. Gene Ontology annotation, cellular component: dynein complex. Gene Ontology annotation, molecular function: dynein intermediate chain binding; dynein light intermediate chain binding; minus-end-directed microtubule motor activity.